Molecule: messenger RNA, 12196 nt
Organism: Acinonyx jubatus (cheetah)
Lineage: Eukaryota; Metazoa; Chordata; Mammalia; Carnivora; Felidae
Gene: MUC5AC
Product: mucin 5AC, oligomeric mucus/gel-forming
Cellular component (GO): extracellular matrix
Molecular function (GO): protein binding
Source: RefSeq, a predicted model, not a curated record
AUGGGUGUCGGCCGCAGGAAGCUGGCCCCGCUCUGGGCCCUGGCUCUCACCCUGGCCUGGGCCCAGCACACAGGUGAGGCGCGAGGAAGCUCUGUGGAACAUGGCCACGAGUACCUGGACCUCCUUCCUGUCACCCAGGGGCCCGCUGGCGACCGGCUGCGCGGCGUGACCAUCCUCCCCCCUCUGAGGACGGCGCCGGUGGUUCGAGCCCUGAACCCCGCGCACAACGGGCGGGUGUGCAGCACCUGGGGCGACUUCCACUAUAAGACCUUCGACGGGGACGUCUUCCGCUUCCCGGGCCUGUGCAACUACGUCCUCUCCGCGCACUGCGGGGCCGCCUACGAGGACUUCAACGUCCAGGUCCGCCGUGGCCUGGAGUCCAAUGUCACCACGCUGGCCAGAGUCACCAUGAAGCUGGAUGGCAUGGUCAUCGAGUUGACCAAGAGCUCCAUCCAGGUCAACGGGCUCCCAAUCCAGCUGCCUUUUAGCCAGUCUGGUGUCAUCAUCGAGCACAGCAGCAGCCACCUGAAGGUGGUGGCCAGGCUGGGCCUGGUCUUCAUGUGGAGCCAGGACGACAGUCUCCUGCUGGAGCUGGACGCCAAGUACUCGAACCAGACCUGCGGGCUCUGUGGAGACUUUAACGGUGUGCCUGUCUUCGACGAGUUCCUCUCCCACGGUGUCAAGCUGACCCCCAUCGAGUUCGGGAAUCUGCAGAAGUUGCACGGGCCCACGGAGCAGUGUCAGGACCCUGCACCUGUGCCCCCGCUGACUUGCUCACUGGGCACCGGCAUCUGUGAGGAGAUCCUGAGCAGCUGGCCCUUCCGGGGCUGCAACGCCCUGGUGGACGCCAGCAGCUACGUGCAGGCCUGCCGGCAAGACCUCUGCCUGUGCGAGCACGCCGAGCCGACCAGCUGCGUCUGCCAUACGGUCGCCGAGUACUCCCGCCAGUGCGCCCACGCCGGGGGGCGGCCCCUGGACUGGCGCGGCCCCGACCUAAUCACAGAGGCGUUCUGGACCCCCGGAUCUGAAGGGCCCCCGAAGGGCAGGGCAGCCUGGGGCGGAGGGCUGGUCUCCUCCACAUGCUCACGCGUGGCCGCAGCCUGGCACCUGCCAUACUGGCCGCCUGCUUCUGUAGGGACGGUGCUCGACGACAUCGGCCAUACGGGCUGCAUCCCUGCACCCCAGUGCGCCUGCGUGUACAACGGGGCCACCUAUGCUCCGGGGGCUGUCUACUCCACAGACUGUGCCAACUGCACCUGCUCCAGCGGCCGGUGGAGCUGCCAGGAGGUGCCAUGUCCUGGCACCUGCUCGGUGCUGGGGGGCGCCCACUUCUCCACGUUCGAUGAGAGGCAGUACACAGUGCACGGAGACUGCAGCUACGUGUUGGCCAAGCCCUGUGACAGCAGCGCCUUCACUGUGCUGGCGGAGUUGCGCAGGUGCGGCCUGACGGACAGUGAGACUUGCCUGAAGAGCCUGACCUUGAGCCUGGACGGGGGGCACACGGUCAUCGUGGUCAAGGCCAGCGGGGAGGUGUUUGUGAACCAGAUCUACACCCAGAUGCCCGUCUCAGCAGCCAACGUCACUCUCUUCAGACCCUCAACCUUCUUCAUCAUCGCCCAGACCAACCUGGGUCUGCAGCUGGACAUCCAGCUGGUACCCACCAUGCAGGUGUUCCUGAGGCUGGCGCCCGAGCUCCGCGGGCUGACCUGCGGCCUGUGCGGGAACUUCAACCAGAACCAGGCCGAUGACUUCCGGACCCUCAGCGGCGUGGUGGAGGGCACGGCCGCCGCCUUCGCCAACACCUGGAAGACCCAGGCCGCCUGCCCCAACGUCAAGAACAGCUUCGAGGACCCCUGCUCCCUCAGCGUGGAGAACGAGAAGUACGCUCAGCAUUGGUGCUCCCGACUGAAGGACCCCCACGGCCCCUUCGCCCAGUGCCACGCUGCCGUGAGCCCCGGCACUUACCACUCGAACUGCAUGUUCGACACGUGCAACUGUCAGAAGAGCGAGGAUUGUCUGUGUGCGGCCCUGUCCUCCUACGUGCACGCCUGUGCCGCCAAGGGGGUGCUGCUCAGAGGCUGGAGGGAUGGCGUGUGCACGAAGCCCAUGGCCACCUGCCCGAAGUCACUGACCUACCAGUACCACAUCAGCUCCUGCCAGCCCACCUGCCGGGCCCGGAGUCACGAGGACGUCACCUGCGGCAUCCGCUUUGUCCCCGUGGACGGCUGCGCCUGCCCCCAAGGCACCUUCAUGGACGAAGCGGGCAAGUGUGUGCCGGCCAGCAGCUGUCCCUGCUACCACGAGGGCUCCGUGGUCCCCAACGGGGAGUCGCUGCACGAGCGUGGGGCCAUCUGCACUUGCACGCAAGGCUUGCUGAGCUGCAUUGGAGGCCACACCCCUGCCCCAGUCUGCACCCCGCCCAUGGUCUACGUCGACUGUCGCAAUGCCACGCCGGGGGCCGCCGGGGCCGGCUGUCAGAAGAGCUGCCUCACCUUGGACAUGGAGUGUUACAGCCCCCGGUGCGAGCCCGGCUGCGUGUGCCCCGACGGGCUGGUGGCCGACGGUGAAGGCGGCUGUGUCGCCGUGGAGGACUGUCCUUGCGUGCACGACGAGGCCAGCUACCUGCCCGGCCAGACCGUCCGGGUGGGCUGCAACACUUGCACCUGUAAAAGCAGGAUGUGGCAGUGCACACGUGAGCCCUGCCUGGCCACCUGCACGGUGUAUGGGGACGGCCACUACAUCACCUUCGAUGGGCGGAGCUACAGCUUCAGUGGCGACUGCGCGUACACACUGCUUCAGGACCACUGUGGUGGGAACAGCACUGCCAACGGGACCUUCCGAGUUGUCACGGAGAACGUCCCCUGCGGGACCACGGGCGUCACCUGCUCCAAGGACCUCAAGCUCUUCCUGGGAAGCUACGAGCUGAAGCUGAGUGGCGGCAAAGUGGAGGUGAUCCAGAAGGGCGUGGGGCAGGAGGCCCCCUACUCCAUCCGCCAGAUGGGCAUCUACCUGGUGGUGGACACCGAGGUCGGCCUGGUGCUGCUGUGGGACAGGAAGACCAGCAUCUUCCUCAAACUCAGCCCUGCGUUCAAGGGCCGGGUCUGCGGGCUUUGCGGGAACUUUGACGACAAUGCCGUCAAUGACUUCACCACGAGGAGCCAGUCCGUGGUGGGCAACGCCCUGGAGUUUGGCAACAGCUGGAAAUUCUCCCCGUCCUGCGCCGACGCCCCGGCCCCCAGGGACGCCUGCGCCGCCAACCCGCACCGCAAGUCCUGGGCCCAGAAGCAGUGCAGUGUCCUCAACAGCGCCACCUUCGCCGCCUGCCACGCCCACGUGGAGCCCGCCAAGUACUAUGAGGCCUGCGUGGGCGACGCGUGUGCCUGUGACUCCGGGGGCGACUGUGAGUGUCUCUGCACGGCCGUGGCCGCCUACGCCCAGGCCUGCCACGACGUGGGCGUGUGCGUGUCCUGGCGGACCCCGGACAUCUGCCCCUUGUUCUGCGACUACUACAACCGCGAGGGCCAGUGCGAGUGGCACUACCAGCCGUGCGGCCCGCCCUGCAUGAGGACCUGCCGGAACCCGAGCGGCCGCUGCCUGACCGACCUGCCGGGCCUGGAAGGCUGCUACCCCAAGUGCCCGCCAGAAGCCCCCAUCUUCGACGAGGACCGGAUGCAGUGUGUGGCCACGUGCCCCACGCCCCCCCCGCCGCCGCCUUGCCGCGUCCAAGGCAAGUCAUACCGGCCGGGGGAGAUGGUGCCGUCUGACAGGAACUGCCAGUCCUGCGUCUGCAGGGAGAGUGGGGUGCAGUGCGCCUACGACACUGAGGCCUGUGUCUGCACCUAUGACGGGCGGCGCUUCCGCCCGGGGGACGUCAUCUACCACACGACCGACGGCACGGGGGGCUGCAUCUCCGCCCGCUGCUCGGCCAACGGCACCAUCGACAGGAGGGUCUACCCCUGCAGCCCCACCACCCCCACGCCACCAACCACCUUCUCCUUCUCCACACCCCCGCUCGUCGUGAGCUCAACACGUCCAGCCCACACGUGCCACAGCCCUGCCAAGAGCACGGUGCGGCCCAGCACUCGGAGCGGUGCCCCGUCCUCCACCCCGGGCACGACCUCCGGUCCUCCGACGAGCCCUCCCCGGCCCCGCCAGGCCUGUGGGGAAGAUUGCCGGUGGUCACCGUGGCUGGACGUCAGUCACCCGGGACGGGGCAUCGACAGCGGUGACUUCGACACACUGGAGAACCUCCGUGCCCAUGGGCACCAGGUCUGCCCGGCGCCGAAGAGGGUGGAGUGUCGGGCUGAGGACGCCCCCGAGGUACCGAUCCAGGUCCUGGGGCAGCACGUGGAGUGCAGCCCAGCGCGGGGGCUGACCUGUUACAACCGCAAGCAGGCUUCGGGGCUCUGUCACAACUACCAGAUCAGGGUCCAGUGCUGCUUCCCCCGUACCUGCCCUACCUCUGGCGGUCAAACCCAGACCACCACACCUGUCCCAGGGACCACUACAACCACCCCGAGUACCCCUACACCUGUCUACACCUGUCCCAGGGACCACUACGACCACCCCGAGUACCUCUACUCCUAUCCCAGGGACCACUACGACCACCCUGAGUACGUCUACACCUGUCCCAGGGACCACUACGACCACCCUGAGUACCCCUACACCUGUCCCAGGGACCACUACGACCACCCCGAGUACCCCUACACCUGUCCCAGGUACCACUACACCUGUCCCAGGGACCACUACGACCACCCCGAGUACCUCUACACCUAUCCCAGGGACCACUACGACCACCCUGAGUACCCCUACACCUGUCCCAGGGACCACUACGACCACCCCGAGUACCCCUACACCUGUCCCAGGGACCACUACGACCACCCCGAGUACCCCUACACCUGUCCCAGGGACCACUACGACCACCCCGAGUACCCCUACACCUGUCCCAGGGACCACUACGACCACCCCGAGUACCUCUACUCCUGUCCCAAUACCUCUACUCCUGUCCCAAGUACCCCUACACCUGGACCACUACGACCACCCCGAGUACCUCUACUCCUGUCCCAAGUACCCCUACACCUGGACCACUACGACCACCCCGAGUACCCCUACACCUGUCCCAGGGACCACUACGACCACCCCGAGUACCCCUACACCUGUCCCAGGGACCACUACGACCACCCCGAGUACCUCUACUCCUGUCCCAAGUACCCCUACACCUGUCCCAGGGACCACUACAACCACCCCGAGUACCCCUACACCUGUCCCAGGGACCACUACGACCACCCCAAGUACCUCUACUCCUGUCCCAAGUACCCCUACACCUGUCCCAGGGACCACUACAACCACCCCGAGUACCCCUACACCUGUCCCAGGGACCACUACGACCACCCCGAGUACCCCUACACCUGUCCCAGGGACCACUACGACCACCCCGAGUACCCCUACACCUGUCCCAGGGACCACUACGACCACCCCAAGUACCUCUACACCUGUCCCAGGGACCACUACGACCACCCCGAGUACCUCUACUCCUGUCCCAAGUACCCCUACACCUGUCCCAGGGACCACUACAACCACCCCGAGUACCCCUACACCUGUCCCAGGGACCAGUACAACCACCCCAAGUACCUCUACUCCUGUCCCAAGUACCCCUACACCUGUCCCAGGGACCACUACAACCACCCCGAGUACCCCUACACCUGUCCCAGGGACCACUACGACCACCCCAAGUACCUCUACUCCUAUCCCAGGGACCACUACAACCACCCUGAGUACCCCUACACCUGUCCCAGGGACCAUUACAACCACCCUGAGUACCCCUACACCCGUCCCAGGGACCACUACGACCACCCCGAGUACCCCUACACCUGUCCCAGGGACCACUACGACCACCCCGAGUACCCCUACACCUGUCCCAGGGACCACUACGACCACCCCGAGUACCUCUACACCUGUCCCAGGACCACUACAACUGUGGAAAACACUCCGUUGACCCCGAGGCCAAUGACAGUUUCAACGACACCUGAACCUUGUUUACAAAAGUUGUGCAACUGGACCCAAUGGUUCGACAGCAGCUACCCUGAUCCUGGCAUAAACGGUGGAGAUUUCGACACUUUUCAUGACUUGAGAGCCAAAGGACAUAAAUUCUGUGAAAAGCCCAGCAACGUGGAGUGUAGGGCACAGUUCUUCCCAAACAUCCCACUGGAGGAGCUGGGGCAGGACUUGAUCUGUGACAAGAGCCUGGGGCUGUUAUGCCUCAACAGGAACCAGUUGCCGCCGAUCUGUUAUAACUACGAAAUCCGGAUCGAGUGCUGUGAGCUGGUGGAUGUGUGCAGAAGCACCACACACCCUGUGACGUCUGAGACCACGUAUUCCACCCGAGAGGAACCCGGGACCCAGACACAGCUUACCUGGACCACCAGAAUCCCCUCGUCUCCCACACGGCACAGCACCGCCAGCUCCGUGCACACGCACCCCACAACCAGCAUCACAACCGGCACACACUCAGUCUCCCCAGCCGUGACCAUCCCCUGCCAGCCACAGUGCACGUGGACCAAGUGGUUCGACGUGGACUUCCCGUCCCCUGGGCCCCACGGAGGAGACGCGGAAACCUUCGGCAACAUCAUCAGAAGGGGAGAGAAAAUCUGUCGCCGGCCCGAGUACAUCACGCGGCUGGAGUGCCGGGCCGAGAGCCACCCUGAGGUCAGCAUCGAGACGCUGGGCCAGGUGGUAGAGUGCAACGUCAGCAAGGGCCUGGUGUGCCGGAACCGGGACCAGGGUGGCGACGUCGGGAUGUGCCUCAACUACGAGGUCCGCGUGCUGUGCUGUGAGCCCCCGGAGCACUGCUCUACCCACAAAACUGUCGGAGUACCUCACACUUCAAGCAUUAGCACCACCAGGCUAACUGAAACCACCUCCCACCUGGUGACAUCCAGCUCAACCUCCGUGCCGAAAACCAGCUCAACCUCGGUGACAGAAACCAGCCCAACCUCGGUGACAGAAACCAGUUCAACCUCGGUGACAGAAACCAGCUCAACCUCCAUAACAGAAACCAGAAACCAGCUCAACCUCGGUGACAGAGACCAGGCCAACUUCGGUGACAGAAACCAGGCCAACCUCGGUGACAGAGACCAGCCCAACUUCGGUGACAGAGACCAGCUCAACCUCAGUGACAAAAACCAGGCCAACCUCUGUGACAGAAACCAGCUCAACCUCGGUGACAGAGACCAGCCCAACCUCGGUGACAGAAACCAGCUCAACCUCAGUGACAGAAACCAGGCCAACCUCGGUGACAGAAACCAGCCCAACCUCGGUGACAGAGACCAGGCCAACCUCGGUGACAGAGACCAGCUCAACCUCGGUGACAGAGACCAGCCCAACCUCGGUGACAGAAACCAGCUCAACCUCGGUGACAGAAACCAGGCCAACCUUGGUGACAGAAACCAGACCAACCUCGGUGACAGAGACCAGGCCAACCUCGGUGACAGAAACCAGCCCAACCUCGGUGACAAAAACCAGGCCAACCUCGGUGACAGAAACCAGCUCAACCUCGGUGACAGAGACCAGGCCAACCUCGGUGACAGAAACCAGCCCAACCUCGGUGACAGAAACCAGGCCAACCUCGGUGACAGAAACCAGCUCAACCUCGGUGACAGAGACCAGCCCAACCUCGGUGACAGAGACCAGCCCAACCUCGGUGACAAAAACCAGGCCAACCUCGGUGACAGAAACCAGCUCAACCUCGGUGACAGAAACCAGGCCAACCUCGGUGACAGAAACCAGCCCAACCUCGGUGACAGAAACCAGGCCAACCUCGGUGACAGAAACCAGCCCAACCUCGGUGACAGAAACCAGGCCAACCUCGGUGACAGAAACCAGCUCAACCUCGGUGACAGAGACCAGCCCAACCUCGGUGACAGAGACCAGCUCAACCUCGGUGACAGAAACCAGGCCAACCUCGGUGACAGAAACCAGACCAACCUCGGUGACAGAAACCAGGCCAACCUCGGUGACAGAGACCAGGCCAACCUCGGUGACAGAAACCAGCCCAACCUCGGUGACAGAAACCAGGCCAACCUCGGUGACAGAAACCAGACCAACCUCGGUGACAGAGACCAGCCCAACCUCGGUGACAGAGACCAGCCCAACCUCGGUGACAGAGACCAGGCCAACCUCGGUGACAGAAACCAGCCCAACCUCGGUGACAAAAACCAGGCCAACCUCGGUGACAGAAACCAGCUCAACCUCGGUGACAGAGACCAGCCCAACCUCGGUGACAGAAACCAGCUCGACCUCGGUGACGGAAACCAGCUCAACCUCGGUGACAGAAACCAGCUCAAUCUCGGUGACAGAAACCAGGCCAACUUCGGUGACAGAGACCAGCCCAACCUCGGUGACAGAGACCAGCCCAACCUCGGUGACAGAAACCAGCUCAACCUCAGUGACAAAAACCAGGCCAACCUCUGUGACAGAAACCAGCCCAACCUCAGUGACAGAGACCAGCCCAACCUCGGUGACAGAGACCAGCCCAACCUCGAAACCAGCUCAACCUCGGUGACAGAGACCAGCCCAACCUCGGUGACAGAAACCAGCCCAACCUCGGUGACAGAAACCAGGCCAACCUCGGUGACAAAAACCAGCCCAACCUCUGAGCCCAAACGCAGCACAACCUCUGGUCCUACAAUGAGCACAAGCCCUGUUCUCAAAACUGAAACAACCCACUUCACACCCGUGACCAUCCCCUGCCAGCCACAGUGCAGGUGGACCAAGUGGUUCGACGUGGACUUCCCGUCCCCGGGGCGCCACGGAGGAGACGCGGACACCCUCGGCAACAUCGUCAGAAGGGGAGGGAAAAUCUGUCGCCGGCCCGAGUACAUCACGCGGCUGGAGUGCCGGGCCGAGAGCCACCCCGAGGUCAGCAUCGAGACGCUGGGCCAGGUGGUAGAGUGCAACGUCAGCAAGGGCCUGAUGUGCCGGAACCGGGACCAGAGUGGCGACGUCGGGAUGUGCAACUACGAGGUCCGCGUGCUGUGCUGUGAGCCCCCGGAGCACUGCCCUCGUACUUCUGUGACGCCUUACGCGACUCCAUCCACCAAGCCCUCGUCCCCUCCAGAACCGACCUCCGUGGUGUCCACCACGACAUGUUACUGCAGUGUGUCUGACAAGUUCUACCGCGCAGGAUCCAUCAUUUACAACCGGACCGACCUCGACGGCCACUGCUAUUAUGCCACGUGCGGCCUGGACUGCCACGUGGUCAGGACGCACUACACCUGUGCCAGCGGCACGACACCUCCCGUCCCAACCGCCUCCCCGGCCGGGUCCUCCCCUUCAGCCUCCGCGCCCGUCACCGCUCAGGGGUGCCCAAACGCGGUCCCCCCAAGAAGGAAAGGCGAGACCUGGGCCAUGCCCAACUGCUCUCAGGCCACCUGCGAGGGCAACGGCGUCAUCACCCUGCAGCCGCGGCCGUGCCCACAGGUGCAGCGGCCGGUGUGCGCCAACGGCUACCCACCCGUGAAGGUCGUCGACCCCGACAGCUGCUGCCCGCACUACCGGUGCCAGUGUGUGUGCAGCGGCUGGGGCGACCCCCACUACAUCACCUUCGACGGCACCUACUACACGUUCCUGGACAACUGCACGUACGUGCUGGUGCAGCAGAUCCUACCUGUGUACGGCCACUUCCGCGUGCUCAUCGACAACUACUUCUGCGGGGCGGAGGACGGGCUCUCCUGCCCGCAGUCCAUCAUCGUCGAGUACCGGCAGGACCGCGUUGUGCUGACCCACAAGCCCGUGCUCGGGGUGAUGACCAACGAGAUCAUCUUCAACGACAAAGUGGUCAAGCCCGGCUUCCAGAAGGACGGCGUGAGCGUCUCCCAGAUCGGCAUCAAGAUGUACCUGACCAUCCCCGAGCUCGGCGUCCAGGUCAUGUUCUCCGGCCUCAUCUUCUCGGUGGAGCUGCCUUUCAGCAAGUUCGCCAACAACACCGAGGGGCAGUGCGGCACCUGCACCAAUGACAAGAAGGAUGAGUGCCGUCUCCCCGGGGGCACCGUGGUGCCCUCCUGCUCUGAUAUGUCCGGCCACUGGAAGGUGACGACGCCCCACCAGCCGCCCUGCCACGGGCCACCCCCGGAGCCCACUGCAGUCGGGCCCACGCCCUCGCCCGCCCCCUGCCUGCCUUCGCCGAUCUGCCAGCUGAUCCUGAGCGAGGUCUUCGAGCUGUGCCACCCUCUGAUCCCCCCGCUGGCAUUCUACCAAGGCUGCACCUUCGACCACUGCCACCUGAACGACUCCAACGUGCUGUGCUCUAGCCUGGAGCUGUAUGCGUCCCUCUGCGCCUCCCGAGGCGUGUGCAUCGACUGGAGGCGCCACACCAACCACAUGUGCUCGUUCACCUGCCCUGCUGACAAGGUGUACCUGCCGUGUGGCCCGUCCAAGCCCUCAUACUGCUAUGGGAGUGACAACACCAGCCUCGUGGCUCUUCAGGACACUGUCCCCAUCACAGAAGGCUGCUUCUGUCCAGAGAACAUGACGCGUUUCAGCAUGAGCUCUCCAGUCUGCGUGCCUGCGGACUGCCACAGGUGCCUGGGCCCCCACGGGGAGGCUGUGGAGCCCGGCCACACCAUCAGCGUGGAUUGCCAGCGGUGCACCUGUGAGAGCAGCACGCUGACAAUGAGCUGUCACAGGCAGCCCUGCCCCCUGCCCCCAGCCUGCCCCCUGCCCGGCUUCGUGCCUGUGCCUGCAGCCCCUCAGGCCGGCCAGUGCUGCCCCCAGUACAACUGCGCCUGUGACACCAGCUACUGCCCCAAGCCCGUGGCCUGUCCCGAGGGCUCCCACCCGGUCGUGACCUAUACGGAGGGGGCCUGCUGCCCCAGCCAGAACUGCAGCUGGGCCGUCUGCAGCGUUAACGGUACCUUGUACCAGCCCGGCUCCGUGGUCUCCUCCAGUCUGUGCGAAACGUGCAGGUGUGAGGUGUCCAGCAGUCCCCAGUUGGACACGGUCGUCAUCAGCUGUGAGACCCAGAUUUGCAACACCCACUGCCCUGCGGGCUUCGAGUAUCAGGAGCAGAGUGGGCAGUGCUGUGGCCUGUGUGUGCAGCAGACCUGUGUCGUGAACACCAGUGACAGUUCCACCCGCAUCUUCUAUCCCGGCCAGUCCUGGCCAGACCCCACGAACCCCUGUGUGACCCACGAGUGUGAGAAGCACCGGGACGGGCUCGUGGUGGUGACCAGGAAGAAGGCGUGUCCCCCACUCAACUGCCCUGCGGCCCAGGCGCAGCUGAGCGAGGACGGCUGCUGUCUCGCCUGUCCCCCGCCCCAACCUCCGAGCCAGUCGGCCUGUGCGGUAUACUACAAGCGUGAGGUCAUCGUGCAUGGAGAUUGCAGGUCCCCGCGGCCCAUGAGGGUGGCCUACUGCCAGGGCAACUGCGGGGACAGCAGUGCCAAGUACUCGCUGGAGGCCAACACCAUAGAGCAGAACUGCAGCUGCUGCAGGGAGCUGCGGGUGUCGCCGACGACGGUGACCCUGCGCUGCAAGGACGGCUCCAGCCGAACCUUCGGCUACACCCUGGUGAAGGAGUGCGGCUGUGUGGGGCAGCGGUGCGGCCCCCGCGGCAACCUAAGCCGUUCGGAGGGCCCGGGGCCCUUGCAGAGUGACGAGGAGCAGAGCCAGGAGACGGGGCACACGGGCUGGAGGAGGGGGUCCAGCAGCCUUCGGAGCUCCCGGCCACCUCCCUCCGGGACCCAGCGAUAAGGGUCCCGUUCCCCGUAGCCCCAGCUCCAAGGCCGGUGGGACCUCGGUCCAGGUGGCCCGAGAUCAGGAUGCACUGCCCGCCCCGCUCUUCCGUCUGCAGGGUCCACGGCCCUUGGAAGUGUGACGGCCCUGAGGGACCUGGGCGGGCGGGGCUCCUCUGGCCACGGGUCCAGUCUGCUUUUCCCCGGACGUAAGCAUCCCGGAAGGGUCUUAUCAAUGACGGCCACUUGGCUGUGGUGCCCGGCCAUUCGGCUGGCCACCGGGAGGCAGAGCCUCACCCCUACCUCGGCCCUGGGCCUCGGGAAAUGGCCAACCGGUUCCAUAAAUACAUCUGGAGCAUUUUGCACCUUGCAGACUCUGUGUGAUUUUUAAGCCUGUCCAUGAAACCCAGGAACGGGGCGGGGGCAGACUGGGUCCCAGAGGGCGCACGCCACAGCCGUGGGGGGGA